AAGCUGCUCAGGAUCGUGUUGAAAAUGCUGGGAGACAACAGGCAAUUAACCGUGAAAAGAGACCUUUACACAGACCCCACGUUUCCAGCCAAUGAUACCUCUAUAUUUUUUGAUUAUUGUACCCCGCUUGCCCAAUUCAGAGGCGAGAUAUCUUGGUUGAGACCUAAGGACAUUUGUUCUACUCCUCGGUUAUUUUCAAACAAUCUACAGGAUGUACAAGUGAAACAAGGAAUUUUAGGAGACUGUUGGUUCCUGUGUGCCUGUGUAGCUUUGCAGAAGAGUAAAUACCUCCUGAAUAAGGUGAUUCCUCCAGGUCAGCCCAGCUGGACAGAUGAGUCGUAUCGAGGCUGUUUCACGUGUCGAGUCUGGCAGUUUGGGCAGUGGGUAGAAGUGACCAUCGAUGACCGUUUGCCUUGCCUUGGUGGUAAACUCUGCUUUUCCCACUGUCAGACAGAGGAUUUGUUUUGGCUUCCACUGUUGGAAAAAGCUUAUGCAAAAGUGCAUGGAUCAUAUGAACAGUUAUGGGCAGGACAGGUGGCAGAUGCUUUGGUUGAUCUGACUGGAGGAAUUGCUGAAAGAUGGACCCUGAAAGGCCCUGGAAGAAACACAGAGGAAGAAAAGAAUGGCAUGUUUUUGGAGAAGGCAGUGUUUAGAAGAUUAAUGAAUCUGAAGGAACAAUGUGUAAUAAGUUGCUCAGUCCUCAAUUCCAGACAAGGUGCAAGUGAACUGGGAGAAUUUCAUGCCUUUAUUGUGAUAGAUGUGUUGAAUCUGUCUGAAGUGUCAGACAAGGAAAUCUUCCUUCUGAGAAUACGAAAUCCUUGGGGGAGGCGGUGCUGGAGAGGUCCCUGGUGCAAGGGUGGUCAAGGAUGGAGCCAGCUAAAUCCAGCAGUGGCCUCAGAGCUGCUCUCACAGAUCCAAGAGGGAGAAUUCUGGGUUGAUGAAGAGGAAUUCUUUAGGGAAUUUGAUGAGAUUACCAUGGGCUUUCCAGUCAAUGAGGAAGGACAACUUCAGAGCCUCUAUACAGAGAAAGUGCUGUGUCACUCACAGAAUCUUUUUGGAUCCUGGGUGAGAGGCCAAUCUGCAGGUGGCUGCCGUAACAACAGCAGCUUCCCUACCAACCCAAAGUUCUGGCUGAGAGUCUGUGAAAAGAGUGAGGUGUGCAUUGCUCUGCUGCAGAAACAGCGCAAGUACACUGCAGACUGGGCUGGAAGAAUUCAAAAUCUCACUCACUUAGCAGAGGAGAAUCUCUCAUUGACAGAAGGGACACAGGGGAGGAAUUACCAGGCUGUGGGAUUGCACGUCUGGAAGGUGGAGAAGAAACGAUUUAACCUUCCAAAGACCCUCUCUACUCCUCCAGUUGUCGGUACCAUCUGUCACUCCUAUGAUAGAGAAGUGCAUAUAUGCUGUGACCUUUCACCUGGAUUCUAUCUUGUUGUUCCCAGCACUUUUCUGAAAGAUGCAGUAGGGAAUUUCUUGCUUCGUGUCUUUUCAACGGGAAGGAUCUCUCUCAGUGAGCUAAAGCCACCACCCACAGAUGCUGCGUGCUCUGAAGAGUUCCCAGCAGGUGAAUGGGAGACAGUGCAGCUGCAUGGAUGCUGGAAAAAUGGGCAAAGUGCUGGAGGCAGCAGGAACUUCCCCUCCUUCCAUAUCAAUCCCUGCUUUCCCCUGUCGAUUCCUGCAGGACCAGGAAAGAGCAGUGUGAAAGUUACCCUCCGUCAGCACUGCCAAGACAGCAAGUGUCGUCCCAUAGGUUUCCACAUUUUCCAGGUGCCUAACAGCAGCUGGAAACCACAUACUUCCUCUUUCCUGCACUUGGAGCCAGUGGUUAGCUGUGUACCUCAUUGCUAUUCCCAGGAAGUGAGCCAGCUUUGCCAACUUCCUCCAGGAAGUUAUGUAGUUAUUCCUUCUACCUACUUGCCCAAUACAGAGGGCAAUUUUACAGUGGUCAUAGCAACCAAAAUAGACAGGAAGCGCAUUCACAGCCAGGAAACACUUGGACAAGUGUUGCAAGAGAUUGCAUUUACAACUGUGAUGAAAAGGUGAUCUGUGAUUCUCACACUGUCAACUUGAAAACCAUUGGAAAGCCAAGGGAUUUCCAGUCACCACUCCGGGUUCUCAGUUUUAAAUGUAAUAACAAGAAGAUACUCUUAGCCCAGCUGUUUUUCACCGGUACUGUCGGGCUUAUGAUGACUUCUUUGUAAAAAUACCUCCUUAGUCAUGUAAACUCUGAAUAUUUGUUCUUCCCAUGUUUUUUAGGGACAGCUUGUACAGUAGAUAUUCAUAAUGUACCUCAGUUUGUAAAAACCACAGGUGAAGAAUAGGUGCAUGUUUUAACCCAAGCUACAGUUGUAGAGGAAAACCAGAAAACAUCUGUGCAUAAUUAAAUAAUGUUUUGGGGGAAAAAAAAUAAAAUCAAGCUUACAGAAUAACUUCAGGAGACCAAAGGGGUAAACACAGAGGGAAGAAACUGGAGUCCUUUUUCACCUCAAGAAUGAUCAAAAUACACUGGAGCAGAGAAAGUCCAGGCUUAUAUCCUACACUGCCAGUCAUGCUGCUGAGCACUUUAUCUUGGGCCCUUUGCUUGAACUGUGCAAAUGGUGGAUUUGAAAAGAAAGACUUUUGUGGUGAGUUUUUCCUUAAUGAACACAACAAAGAGGAAAGAUAAGACUUGAAAACUUUUCUUCAUGAACUAUUAUGUCAGACUGCUUUUGUAAAUCUGUACAAAUGUUUUAUGCAAGACCUGCCCUCGCUGUAAGAAAUACAAACUUUAAGAGAUUUUUCUUAAUUUAUGUUUGAGAGUAUUUCUUAUUCAGGGAGGAUAUUUUUAGAUGUUAUAUUUUCCUCAGUAAAAAUGGAGGAACAUUGAGAGUUUUAUGACGUCUUUUAUUAAAAAGGUGAAAACUGUUGAUGUCAAGUCUGCAUUUUUGUUCUGUAAUAGCAAACCUUACAGUGUGUUAGGAUCCUGGGUAAGGGAAUAACUGGAAAUGUUUGAGAGAAGAUUCAAGUCUUCCAUUAGUUUUACAUCUGAGAAAUGUGCAAUAUUCUACUUCUGCUUUUAAGUACAUCCUAGAAUAAUUUAUACUUGUUCCUAUUGAACUUUGAAAAUACAAAGCAUCUAAGAUGCUUGCAGCCAAGUUUUAAGUGGUCAAAACUUGCCACAUCUCUUGUGAAAUGAUGAGACAACAGAAGAAAAGAUUGUGUAAUAAUUUUUUACUGUGCCUGCUUUAACAAACAUUGGCAUCUUUUUUAUUUUUCUUUUUUUUUAAAGCUGUUCCUUUCUUUUCAAAUAGGAAGUUGUUGGAUGAUAUAAUAGUAUUUCUAAACAGAAGAAGGAAAGGUUCACAAAAGCACCUGGAUCUGAGAGUUGUGAUAAAGUAGGAAACAGGUACUGAGGAAGGAUAGAACAAAUCUAAGGAUUUAUAAAUGGACUAUGAGGCCCCAUUCUGCAAUCAUGUGUGCAUAUGUGAAGUCUGUACUGCAAUAUAUAAUGCUUCAAUAGAGUGUGAAAGGAAAAGGAGUCAAAACUAGGUGUCUGUGCUCUGCUACAUUCUGUAAAAGCAUGUGAGAAAAGACCUUGUGUCAACAUGGAGCAGUAACAGCAUACUAAUGACUUUUUUUUUAAUUCAUGCAUCAGUGUGAUGCUUCACUGAGCACAUGUGGCAGAUCUCUAAAAUCCUACAUCUAAUUCAUUGCUACUGUGAGUGUGAAAAUACCUUUUUUCAGUAACAUAUUGUUGUGUACUUGUCUGUACUGUAGGAUGCAAUUAUAUAAUUUUGACAUGUACACUUAUUGUAAUUUCAAAAAGCUCAAACAUGAAGUCAGAUCUCCUAAAUAAAACCACUCUAGGACUGCUCUGAGUCAUACUGAGCUACCUAUGUUUGAAUACAAUUGAAACAGUGAUAUGUGUUCUUGAAAUCACUAUAUCUGCAAUUAUUGACCCGUUGAGUUCCCUCUGCGUUGUAGUCUGUUGCAGACUAGCGUGGGAUAGCACAGAGUUUAUAUGGAUGUGGCUGCAAUAUUGCACCCAAAAUGUACUCCAAGUUGAUUUCCUUUACUCCCUCGGGGAGCUGGAAUGUGAAUGCCCGAAGGAGGUUGGUAAAGAAGAUGAACAGUUCAACUCGUGCCAUCUGUUCCCCCAGACAUACACGGUGCCCUGCAGAAGAAGGGGAGAGUUAGUUGUAUAAAGUUCAGUUCUGAGAAAGAUCUUCAAACAAAUUCUGUUAAUGUAAGAAUUCUUUCCCGUUUUCUUCUGUAAGGACAGAAGAUGCAUUUGGAGAUAGGGAAAGUAUUUAUUUAACUGAGAAACUGUACAUCUCUAUUUAUAUCAAAUGCUUGGUUUGGAUUUUGUCUUUGUGUUUUGGUUGGUGGGUUUUUUCCCUCUGGAGUAUAUGCAAAAUUCUCCCUUUCCAUUUCUGCUUUUUGUUCUGUGACAAUGAUGUAUUGUUUCUCAGUUAAGCCAAAUUUUAAAAGGCUUUGUUUACUUCAGGGUUUUAUCUUUGGUUGUUGUGGACUGGAACAAUGUGGGAUGCAAUUCUGAAGCCAGGUAGAAUGGUCACAGAACGGUAGGGGUUGGAAGGGACCUCUGGAGAUCAUCUAGUCCAAUCCCUCUGAUGAUGUUAUCAAGCUUUCUUCAACAGCAAUUAAGAGGGCUGUAUUGGGUCCUUGUAGCUCACCAGCUCUAACACUGGCCAGGAGCAGAUAGGUAAGCUAAGGGAACAAAACAUAGGCAUGUACAGGGAUGUAUCUAUAUAGACUCAGUGACUCAUUUUGGCAUAUUGUUUUCACAGUAUAUUUUGGGAUAUCUAUAUAUUCCAGACUAGAAAAACCUAACACAUUCCAGUUACAGAAAUACUUGGAUUAUAUAAACAGAAAACAACCAAAGCAAGUUAGAGAACUUCCUAUGCCUGGAUUGAAAUGGUAGUCUAAGUUAGAUCUCGAUUCAUAAAAGCUAGUGGGCAUUUGGUGAGAUGCUAAGUACCUGUCUUGCAAAUACGAUUUUAGGUUUUAUAGGCAGUUUGGGCAAAUGUGUUUUAAAAUCUGGAUUUACUGUUUAAUCUGACUGUUCUGUGUGUUACUUGGUAUACUAGUUGCUUUUUAUCUACAACAAAUGUAUAAUAGCAUAGUUUGUCCCAGGAACAUAAAACCAUCUCAUCUGUUUCCCAGUGUCAUUUGUUGUUUAAUUUAAUGCCAGCUUCCUGUUUUGUGCUCUGCAUUUCUUCAUUAUCUGUUUAUUGGACCAACUGGUAGUCUAGAGAAACCCUGAGCUCUGUUUUAUACUGCUUUUCACUCUUUUUUUUUGGUCCUCUCUCAUGUCUUUGAAUUGCUGCAUUUUGCAUUGUGAAUGAGAUAAGUUGUAUUUAUAUGCUUUUGAAAGGUUAGAAUUUUUUCUUACUUGCCUAAUAAUAUUCUACUGAAAAGACUGGAUGUUGCUAGUUUUGUGGAGACAGAAGGGAAGCUGGUGCUAAAAUAUUACUGUAGAAUUUUGCAGACUGAGGUUUGGUUUCCUGCUUUACCACAGAUUUUUCUCUGUAGAUCUUGACAAA
Molecule: messenger RNA, 5543 nt
Organism: Colius striatus (speckled mousebird)
Lineage: Eukaryota; Metazoa; Chordata; Aves; Coliiformes; Coliidae
Gene: CAPN10
Product: calpain 10
Exons: 12
Coding region: 25-2043 (672 amino acids)
Biological process (GO): proteolysis
Cellular component (GO): cytoplasm
Molecular function (GO): calcium-dependent cysteine-type endopeptidase activity
Source: RefSeq, a predicted model, not a curated record